Centruroides sculpturatus (bark scorpion) is the source of this 993-nucleotide messenger RNA. RefSeq lists its product as uncharacterized. The record is from RefSeq and is a predicted model, not a curated record. Bases 38 to 358 code for a protein of 106 amino acids. The transcript has 3 exons. Lineage: Eukaryota; Metazoa; Arthropoda; Arachnida; Scorpiones; Buthidae.
UAAUAAUUGGAAAAUCAACUGAUAAAACAGUGAUAGUAUGAAUUUCUUAAGAUUAUUAAUCGUUUUGUUGUACAGCGCUUUCUUUAUGAAAAUUUGUUUCGCUGGAUCAGAUAUAGGAAAUAAUUCAUCUGUCGAACCAGUUUUAAGAGAUAUUUUGCUGAACAGAGUGGUACAAAUGAUGAGAUCAGACCACCAUCUUGGACUUUUGAAAAAUAUGGUUAUAAAUGUCUACUUUCGAGGGCCGUUAUUACAUAGAGAUCCUCCAAAAGAAAAUCCACCAGUAUCACCAGUGCCCACUGUAUUUGUUCCGACUCUACUUCCUCCCAUUGAUUUAUUGCCACAAAACUCACAAAAUUAAUGUAAUAUACAGCUUGUUCUCUAUUAAAAAAUUAAUUUUAGUUUUUAUUAUCAUUUAAAAAUUUUAACAAAACAUAAAUUAAAUAUUAAAUAUAAUACUGUAUUAAUAUUAAUUAAAUUAUAGUGUCGAACGGUGUGUACAAGCUACUGAGGUGUGUUUUUAAUUUGUAUUGUAUUAUGGUUUACAGGUUGAAAACUCUGAUUAUAAUUAGAGCGUGUAACCGGUUAAAUUAAUUAUAAAUAUAAUUAAAAAUUGCAGCCCGACAUUGUGACAAUACCACAAUAAAUAAUUAUUCGUUAUUCAUUCUAUUAAUUUGUCUUCUGAAGUAAAAAUUAUAAAAUUAUUCUUUAUUUGAUCCAUUGAAAACAGUAAGGCAUCUUUUUAAACUUUAGUCGAAGGCAGAAUAACUUGUACUAAGUUAUUACAUUACAGUGAUGAAGUAAAAGCAUAGAUAAGAUAGAUUAAUGGGCAAUUCUACCAAUACCUUGAAGUCUUGUACUGUAUAAUUCGAUUUUCCACAAAUCCAUAAUCCACAGAACUCCCGAAUUCCGUAUUCGUGAAUAAUAAAUUUAUUACUUUAAUCAUAAUCAGUUAUUUGUUUAACUUUUUAUAUCUGUGAAUAAAAAGCACAUAAG